CGUUUGGACAACAACUUUAUUAGCAGCUGCCUCGCUGGACGGCAAGCCGAGGAGUGGAGCUCGGCGAGUUCGUGCGACGUUGUGGGUCGAGCCUGGUAAGUGGGAAAUCGCUUUGGCUCUAUGACCCGGCGACGAGACAGGAAUAAAGACGGUGACGACGAAGACAAGACGAUCGGUGGAGGCGCUAGAGGAUACACCAAGCACUUCAAGCCGCAAUUCGGAGUCGGGUGCAAACGAAGGUGGGGGUAGGAAACUAUAAUUCCCAGAAGACACGAAGCUUUCCUGUGUCGCAAGGCCUAAUGGGACAGGUAGUUUUGUGCACGGCUCCACCUAUUUGAGGCUUGAGGUAUCUCCUGAUCCAAGAAAUGGAGCUGGAACAGAGAGAGGGGACCAUGGCAGCCGUGGGCUUUGAAGAGUUCUCAGCGCCUCCAGGCUCAGAGCUGGCUCUGCCUCCCCUGUUUGGUGGCCACAUCCUGGAGAGUGAGCUAGAGACAGAAGUGGAGUUUGUGUCCGGCGGUCUGGGUGGUUCAGGACUCCGGGAGCGGGAUGAAGAGGAAGAGGCAGCUCGGGGUCGCAGGCGUCGCCAACGGGAACUCAACAGAAGAAAGUACCAGGCUCUCGGUCGGCGCUGCCGGGAGAUCGAGCAGGUGAAUGAGCGAGUCUUGCACAGGCUCCACCAGGUGCAAAGGAUAACUCGGAGACUGCAGCAGGAGCGCAGGUUCCUCAUGAGGGUGCUGGACUCGUAUGGGGAUGAUUACCGGGCUAGCCAGUUCACCAUCGUGUUGGAGGAUGAUGGCAGCCAAGGCACAGAUGUCCCCACCCCAGGCAAUGCUGAGAACGAGCCUCCAGAGAAAGAGGGGCUUUCCCCACCCCAAAGGACACCUGCACCCCUAGACCCCAGCAGUCCAGCCCCUGGCGAGGGGCCCAGUGGGCGGAAGAGGCGGAGGGCACCACGGGUGGGGGCUUCGUUGACCCCAGAACUGGCCCCAGUACAGGUGGGAGCCGAGGGCUGGGGCCAAGGCGUGAUUAAGGUUGAGGAAGACUUUGGCUUUGAAGCAGAUGAGGCCUUGGAUUCAAGUUGGGUUUCUAGAGGGCCGGACAAGCUGCUGCCCUACCCUACACUAGCAAGCCCACCCUUUGACUAACCCUGUCUCCCCAAUAAACAGACUCCCCGUGUACACUUGUCUA
This is a messenger RNA of Onychomys torridus (southern grasshopper mouse), 1188 nucleotides long. It is a transcript of the gene Tfpt, whose product is annotated as TCF3 fusion partner. The transcript is spliced from 6 exons. The record is from RefSeq and is a predicted model, not a curated record. NCBI's taxonomy places the organism in Eukaryota, Metazoa, Chordata, Mammalia, Rodentia, Cricetidae. Gene Ontology annotation, molecular function: DNA binding. Gene Ontology annotation, biological process: apoptotic process; apoptotic signaling pathway; positive regulation of apoptotic process. Gene Ontology annotation, cellular component: Ino80 complex. Bases 366 to 1145 code for a protein of 259 amino acids.